Messenger RNA from Colletotrichum phormii, 672 nucleotides. RefSeq lists its product as uncharacterized. The record is from RefSeq and is a predicted model, not a curated record. The coding region runs from base 1 to 672 and encodes 223 amino acids. Gene Ontology annotation, cellular component: plasma membrane. NCBI's taxonomy places the organism in Eukaryota, Fungi, Ascomycota, Sordariomycetes, Glomerellales, Glomerellaceae. The transcript has 2 exons.
AUGAACACGCAUUACAGCCAGCCACAAGUCGUUGACGAUUCGUACGUUGAGAAUGGUCUUCAUCCAGUGCCGGAGCCGGACAAGAUCGUGGGCGCGCCGUAUUAUCACCAGUACAACCAAGUACCCGGUAUACCGAGCCAUCCUCAUCAGCCAUCAGCGUCGAAGAGGAGGAUAUGUGGUAUGAGCUUGGCGAUGUUCAUACUCUGGUGCAUACUGGGAUUCCUUCUUGCGCUGCUAGCCAUCGUUGCCGGUGUGUUUGGGAGCAUGCUCGCAAGGCAGAGCUCAGAGAUCCUAGACCUUAAGAACGUGGCGGCGACAAAGACAACCGGCUCAGACACCAACGGCACAGCAACGACAGCAGCGCCCGCCGCGACGACGACGUGGGUGCAGGUGGUGGACUGGGAGUACAUUGGCUGCUACGAGGACACCUCGAACCGCGUAUUCCCGGACAAGUACACGGUCAUUGAGGACCAGACGAACCGGCUCUGCGCGGAGGUGUGUUCUGAUUACGAGUACUUUGGCACCGAGUUCGGGGACCAGUGUUACUGUUCGCGGACGCCGCCGACGACGGUUGCGCCGGCUUGGAACUGCGAUAUGCAUUGCAAUGGCGCGCAGACGUCGGAGAUUUGUGGGGGGUACUUCUUUUUGAGUGCUUGGAAGAAGAAGGUGUGA